Aaosphaeria arxii CBS 175.79 is the source of this 467-nucleotide messenger RNA. RefSeq lists its product as uncharacterized. NCBI's taxonomy places the organism in Eukaryota, Fungi, Ascomycota, Dothideomycetes, Pleosporales. The coding region runs from base 96 to 392 and encodes 98 amino acids. The record is from RefSeq and is a predicted model, not a curated record. The transcript has 2 exons.
UUGACGUGGUCGCUCGUUACUUGUUGUUCGACCGAUUCCCCACUUUCAACGACGACUUGCCCGCCAAACAAUCGUCGCCAAACCACUUAAACCUCAUGCAGCCCAAAGUUGCCGCCCAAUCUGUGUUGGCGAUUGGGCUUGGGCCACGUUGGAAUUGCUCCUCCUCACUAAUGGUAAUAGGUCUACCGGCUGGUUGGAUGACGAUGCGCCAUGCCCGCCGGUUUUUUUUUUCUUGCAUUCCCUCGCCCACUGCCGCCGGCCGCUGGUGCCCGCUUUCUUGCAUUAGUCUGCCUGGCCGGAAGAGGUUCCUGUGUGCACGAAACGAAUCCAGUGGGUUUGUUCUGCCAUCUUCACCGGUCGAGAAAGGUGGUGGUGGGCAAUUAUCUGAAUAGCAUGGCGUGGUAUGGCAGGGCAUGGCAUGGGAUAUGUAGCAAUGACAAGCAUAUGUACAGUGUGUAUUAAACUAU